AUGUCUCCUUGGCUUCUUGCAUGUCUUGUCGGCCUUGUUGGCUCAGCAUUUGGCGCCACUCCAGAAGAAUGGCGCACUCGUUCUAUCUACUUCUUGCUCACCGAUCGAUUUGCUAGAACCGAUGGCUCAACCACAGCUACCUGUGUUUCUAAGAUGGGACAAUAUUGCGGUGGCUCAUGGCAAGGUAUUAUCGAUCAGUUGGAUUAUAUCCAAGGAAUGGGCUUUACCGCCAUCUGGAUCUCGCCUGUCACCAAACAGGUCGAAGGCGAUACCAGCGAUGGAACCGCGUACCAUGGCUACUGGCAACAGGAUAUCUACGAUGUAAACUCGAACUUCGGCACUGCUGAUGACCUGAAAGAUCUGGCUACGGCAGUUCAUGACCGCGGCAUGUACCUCAUGGUUGAUGUCGUGGCCAACCACAUGGGCUACAAAGGUGCUGGCACCGACAUGGACACCAGCGUCUUCCCUCAAUUCGACGACCCAGCUUUCUACCACUCCCACUGUGAGGUCGAUAAUUACGACAACCAGACUAAUGUGCAAGAUUGCUGGUUGGGUGAUAACACUAUCGCCUUAGCUGAUCUGAAGACAGAGUCGCAGGCAGUCCAGGAUAUCUGGUACAAGUGGGUCGGUUCUCUGGUUUCCAACUACUCAAUUGAUGGCCUACGUGUGGAUACUGUCAAGCAUGUAAACAAAGACUUCUGGCCUGGUUACAACUCCGCUGCUGGCGUUUACUGUAUUGGUGAGGUUCUCGAAGGAGCUACGAGCUACACUUGCCCGUACCAGGAAGUCAUGGAUGGACUGCUUAACUAUCCGCUCUACUUCCCUCUUGUCCGAGCCUUCAAGUCUACCACCGGAGACAUUGGCGCCCUUGCCGAUAUGAUCGAUAACGUCAAAUCAACCUGCAGUGACUCGACCCUGCUGGGGACUUUCUCGGAAAACCAUGACAAUCCCCGUUUUGCAUCGUACACCGAUGACAUGUCCCUCGCUAAGAACGCUGUCGCUUUCACCAUCAUGGCAGACGGCAUCCCUAUCAUCUACGCCGGCCAGGAGCAGCACUACAGCGGCAGCAACGACCCGUACAACCGCGAAGCUACUUGGCUCUCUAAAUACAACACUACCAGCGAACUGUACCAGCUCGUUGCCGUUGUAAACGCUGUCCGAAACCACGCCAUCUACGCCAGCUCAGAUUACAUUACAUACAAGAACUACCCCAUCUACCAAGACGAUAGCACCCUUGCCAUGCGUAAGGGCUACAACGGAACCCAGACAGUCACUGUUCUCUCUAAUCUCGGUGCUACGGGAAGUGAAUACACCCUUGCGCUGCCGAGCACUGGCUUCACUGCUGGCAUUUAUGUCACAGAGAUCUUCACCUGCUCCUCUAUUCAGGUUGACGAUAAUGGAGACGUGGCUGUUCCAAUGGCAAGUGGAGAGCCCCGUAUUCUGUAUCCGUCCUCCGUGCUUGAUGGAUCUGGUCUUUGCACUUAA
Penicillium taxi is the source of this 1485-nucleotide messenger RNA. Its product is annotated as alpha-amylase. Gene Ontology annotation, biological process: carbohydrate catabolic process. The coding region runs from base 1 to 1485 and encodes 494 amino acids. Gene Ontology annotation, molecular function: calcium ion binding; oxidoreductase activity; alpha-amylase activity. The transcript has 8 exons. Lineage: Eukaryota; Fungi; Ascomycota; Eurotiomycetes; Eurotiales; Aspergillaceae. The record is from RefSeq and is a predicted model, not a curated record.